Rotaria sp. Silwood1 is the source of this 2331-nucleotide messenger RNA. The record is from the annotation of a GenBank genome assembly. Lineage: Eukaryota; Metazoa; Rotifera; Eurotatoria; Philodinida; Philodinidae.
AUGGAAACCAGUUCUGAUCCAACCUAUUUAUUACCGGAUUAUUCAAAAUUGUCGGAUAAUCAAUUUACACAAAGAUUAUUAACAUCAGCAUCAACUAUUAUAAAUCAAGAUAACCUUAUUGAAGUAUUGAAUCAGAAAGACAUAUUCAUAUUUAUUCGUGCACUUACACAAUUACUCAAUCGAUUAAAUUAUUCUAAAUUACAACAUGAACAAUGGUCAUAUUAUUAUAAUCUUGGCAUGACCGAAGGUAUUUGGAAUGGUCGAGUAUCUAAAAAAAUGGCUGAUGCAAAUUCAAUGUGUUAUACUUAUGGUCGAUCCAAACAUUUAAUUAAACAACGUCUUGAUAAACAUAAACUACAAUAUGAAAAAGCUCAACAGGCUCUUGAUGAGCAUAUGAAAAAUACACCAUCCAUUAUGGAUAUGGACAAUAUUAUUAAUAUGAUCCAUAAUUUAAUCGAAAAAGAUCAAUAUCAAUUACGACUUGAACUUGAAAGACGAAAAACAAUGCUUCGACUAGAUGCUCUAGAACAUCGACUCAUUGAAACCUUUUAUGAACUAAAGCCAAGACAAACGGAAAUAAAAUCAGCAAAGCUUAUAUGGAAAGCUAUGAAUGAACAGCAAAACAUAAUCGAUGAAAUUGCUAUAUUUAAGAAAUGGCUUGAAGUUCACACACAAGCAUCAUCAUAUACACUUCAAGAUGUUCAACUACCAAAAAUAAACCAUAUAUUCAUAUCAUUAUCCUUUCAACGUCCAACAUCAUCUGCCGAACAUGUCGCUGAACAAACAAUCGCUAAUGCCGAACAAAUUGUGCAAUACUACAACAAAAUAAUCAACAAUGAAAAAAAUAAGUUACAAUGUACAAGAUCUCAUCAUAAAAAUAUUCAGCAACUCGAUCAAAUCAUCAAGAUCAUUAGCCAACGUGAACACAUAAAGAAUAUAUACCUUCAUUUAUCUCCAAUGGCUUACCAAACCAAUGACACAACUGAAACAACUGGCAUCUCAUCAGUCUCAUCUGAUGACGAAUUAGAAAGUGGAAGUCAUUAUUUGACAAGUGAAUUUCCAUACAAGGACAAUAGUAUCAACGAAAAUGAUUGGUCUUCGUCUGAUGAUAGUGAUAAUGAUAGUGACGACAAAGAAAUAACUUACCAUCAUAAAGAAACAUCAAGUGACAAAAAUAUUCAUUGGAGUGAUGGUCCAUAUCUCACUCAUGAUGUGCGUUUACAAUCUAUGACUCGAUUCGAACGUCGACAAGCAUGUUAUUACCAAGAGAAACUUCAACAAAUUCGCCAACAAUUAACAGAUGAAAAUCUUAUUUUACGACCAAUUUAUAAAGAUAUUGGAUAUCAUGAAGAGUCAGUAGAUAUUUUUUAUAAGAAAGUCAAUCAAUUCAUGAAUCAAACAAGCAGCUAUUCAUUCGUUUUUAAGCUCAGUCGUUCAUAUCCGACUGCUAGUCAAAAACGGUUAGCUAACAUUGUUGAACGAGUUGAAACAACAUUGAACAACUUAUUCGAAUCUAAAUCUAUUACUGAAGCACAAUAUAUGGCUAUGAAGAUCAAUCGAUCUACAGUACGAAUGAAUUAUUUAUACUUCGUACCAGACACACACAAAGAAGGAAUUCCAGUUCAACCAAUUAUGGUAUGUAAUGCUGGACCAACUAUGGGUAUUAGUCGUUAUCUUGGUCGUCUUCUUGAAUUAUUCUUUAAUGAUGCAACUCAUUGUAAAAAAUUUCACAAAGCUUAUAAUGUUAUACAUCACAUGGAAUUCUAUCAGAAAAGUGAUCAUCUACUACCAACCACUCUAUUUGUUUCAUUCAAUAUUAAUGAUUUAUGUUUAAAUUUUUCACAUGAACAAGCUCUGGAUGCUUUAGAACAUUUCUUCAAUUCUUACAUCUCAUCAGAUCAUUCUAUUCAAGGUAUGACAAUUAGUACAAUUCUUCAACUUGUUCGUCUCGUACUCGAUGAACAAUACUUUAUUUACAAUUACAAAUUAUAUCGACAAACUGCUGGUAGUGCAUCUGGUUCAUCAUUAACUAUUCCAUUAGUCUAUAUCUAUUUAUUUUAUUGGCAACAAGAUAUAUUAGAAGAUCUUAUUAAUAAGAAUGAACUCUUUUUCAGAUAUCGAGAUGAAAUAUUUAUUACAUGGAAUAGAACUGAAGAUGAACUUCGUGUAUUACUUACUAUGGCUAAUUCACAAUUUCCACAACCUAUAUGGAACAUAACUGAUAUUGGAUCAACUAUUCAUUUUCGUGAUAUUCUAAUAACUAAUAAUAAUGGACUUCUUCACUGUAAUUUUUUUUUAAAUUCUAUUUUGAAGAAAAUCGAUAUUGAGUAA